Messenger RNA from Papaver somniferum (opium poppy), 537 nucleotides. RefSeq names its product late embryogenesis abundant protein Dc3-like. Bases 113 to 445 code for a protein of 110 amino acids. NCBI's taxonomy places the organism in Eukaryota, Viridiplantae, Streptophyta, Magnoliopsida, Ranunculales, Papaveraceae. The record is from RefSeq and is a predicted model, not a curated record. The transcript is spliced from 2 exons.
AUAAAGAGGGAUAUAGAUAACAAGAAAAAGAAAACAAUCUCUCUUCAUCUCAGUACAUCGUAUUAUACAGCUAAUACCAGAUUUUAUCUCCUUUCUCUCUAAGAGUGCGAAAAUGUAUGCCGACCAAAGAGCGGUUGACAAAGCUGGGGAAAAUAUUGCCAGUGCAGCUCAAGCAACGAAAGAGUACGUAGUCGGUGCAGCCCAACCGGAAAAGGAAGCGACCCCUGGAUUCCUUGAAUCAGCUAAGAACACAGCUAACACAGCUGGGGGACAUGUUGCCACUGCAGCUCAAGCAACGAAAGACUACGUAGUCGGUGCAGCCCCGCCGGAAAAGGAAGAGACCCCUGGAUUCCUUCAACAGACUGGAACGGCGGUGGUGAACACGGCACAAGGUGCAGUGGAGGCUGUGAAGAACACAAUCGGAAUGAAUGAUGAAAAGAAAUGAAGAAGUAAUUGUAUUGAUUUUGCUAAUUUCAUUUUUAUGAUGUUGUAGUAAAUGAUUCUCCAAGCGUAAUGGAAAAUGUUUGAUUCAGAAAA